AUGACUUGUAAUGGCCCAGAGAAUUCGGAAGCUUGUGCCACUCCAGAUGCUGAUCAUGACCAGGAAUGGGCACAGGAAUGCUACCGACUAGGAACUUUUGUGGAAUUUCCACUUGACUGUCCAGUUUCAGCAUCAGCACUAGCACAAGCUGGCUUUGUUUAUACUGGAGAAGGUGACAAAGUGAAAUGCUUCAGUUGCCACACAGUUAUUGAAGGAUGGGCACCAGGGGAUUCUGCCAUUGAGAGGCACAAAAACCUUUCCCCAGAUUGCAAAUUUAUUACUGAAUCUACUUUCAAGGAAAAUAGCAUACAUCCUCCCACCCAGAACUACCAGCACAGAACUGAAAAUGGUUCCAGCAGUUCAGCCCAGCCAUGUACUCUGGAUGACCCUUCUGAUGUGGAGGCAGAUUACCUCUUGAGAACUAGGCAGGUUGUGGAUAUGUCAGAUACUUUGUAUCCUAAAAACCCUGCUAUGUGCAGUGAAGAGACAAGAUUAAAGUCCUUUUAUAACUGGCCCCUCAAUGGUCAGCUGACACCAAAGGAAUUAGCUAAUGCUGGAUUCUAUUAUACAGGUGUUGGUGAUCAAGUGGCAUGUUUUUGUUGUGGUGGAAAAUUGAAACAGUGGGAACCCAGUGACAUAGCUUGGUCAGAACACAAGCGGCAUUUUCCCAAAUGCUUUUUUGUGCUGGGACGGGAUGUUGGAAAUGUUCCAAGUGAAUCUGUUUCUGCUGAGCUUGGGAGAGGUGGUCUGAAUGAUACACAGCACCCAAGGAAUCCAUCUAUGGCAAAAUAUGAAAGACGUUUACAAACAUUUUUGACUUGGAUAUAUCCUGUUGACAAGGAGCAACUUGCUGAAGCUGGGUUCUAUAGCAUAGGUAAUGGUGAUCAUGUUGUGUGUUUCCACUGUGGUGGAGGAUUGCAAGAAUGGAAGAAAAAUGAAGACCCAUGGGAUCAACAUGCCAAAUGGUUUCCUGGGUGCAGGUUUGUGAGAAUGGAAAAAGGGCAAGAAUUUAUAAAUAAUGUUCAUUUAAGAGAUGAAUGUAGGGAUUCAACAACAGAAGCUGCUGAAGGGACAAUGCUUACUAAAGUUGAUCUCUUGCAGAAUCCUUUGGUACAAAGUGCCAUAGACAUGGGUUUCAGUUUGUCUGAUAUUAGGAACACCAUGGAAAAGAGAUUGCAGAUGUCUGGAGAAAGUCACACAUCUGUUGAGGAUCUGGUAGCAGACUUAAGUGCUCAAAAAGAAAAUACAAGGGAAGAAGAACCAAAUGAAAUCCCAGUUGAGCAAGAUGAGCUUAUUCAGUUACAAAACCUCUAUCUCAGUACUGAAGAGAAGUUGAGGCGCUUGCAGGAAGAAAAGCUUUGUAAAAUCUGUAUGGCUAAAGAAGUAUCAGUUGUCUUCAUUCCCUGUGGUCACCUACUUGCCUGUAAGGAAUGUGCUGAAGCACUUAAUGAAUGCCCUCUGUGUCGUACAGAUAUUAUGAGAAGGCAGGAAGUUUAUAUGUAUUAG
Chaetura pelagica (chimney swift) is the source of this 1506-nucleotide messenger RNA. It is a transcript of the gene XIAP, whose product is annotated as X-linked inhibitor of apoptosis. The transcript is spliced from 6 exons. The coding region runs from base 1 to 1506 and encodes 501 amino acids. The record is from RefSeq and is a predicted model, not a curated record. Lineage: Eukaryota; Metazoa; Chordata; Aves; Apodiformes; Apodidae.